AUGGCCCGGAUGCUGUUGCUCAUCUUUAUCACCAUUCAUCCAGGAUCUUGUGUUCUCUGGGUGUCCCAGCUCCCUGAAAUCCGUACCCAGGAGGGGUCCCCUGCCUUCCUGCCCUGUUCCUUCAAUGCCAGCCAAGGGAGUUUGGCCAUUGGUUCUGUCACAUGGUACCGGGACAAAGUGGCCCCAGGGAUGGAGGUGAGGAAUGAGACCGCUGAGUUCCAGGGCCGCCUGGCCCCUCUCCCCUCUUCCCGCUUCCUCUGUGACCACCAGGCUGAGCUGCACAUCUGGGACACCCGAGGCCGUGACACGGGAGUCUACGUGUGCAGGGUGGAGGUGCUGGGCCUGGGUGUCGGAACAGGGAAUGGGACCCUGCUGGUGGUGGAGGAAGGAUCUGCUCAGCUAGCGGCUGGCACAGUGCUCCUCCUUCGGGCUGGAUUGUAUGCCUUCGGCUUUCUUUCAGUGUUUAUGGGCAGCAGCAUGUAUUACCAGGGCAAAUGCCACUGUCACAAGGGAACACCCUGUCACUCCUUGGAUGGCCUCUGA
Molecule: messenger RNA, 543 nt
Organism: Budorcas taxicolor (takin)
Lineage: Eukaryota; Metazoa; Chordata; Mammalia; Artiodactyla; Bovidae
Gene: NCR3
Product: natural cytotoxicity triggering receptor 3
Exons: 4
Coding region: 1-543 (180 amino acids)
Biological process (GO): immune response-activating cell surface receptor signaling pathway; positive regulation of natural killer cell mediated cytotoxicity; natural killer cell activation
Source: RefSeq, a predicted model, not a curated record